AUGGGUUCAAUAUCACGAAUUGUAUCCAUGUCGAAAAGGAUAAUAAAGCCCUCUUCUCCAACUCCUUGUUCACAUAAACGUCACAAUCUAUCAUUGGUUGAUUGUUAUGCUAAUAAUGAGUAUGCUUCAACAGUCUUUUUCUACCCUAAACCAACAAUCCCUGCUAAUAACAUAUCCCAACUUCUUCAAAAAUCCCUCUCAAAAGCAUUGACAUAUUACUAUCCCUUUGCUGGGAUGUUAAAAGACAAUGCCUAUGUUGAUUGCAACGAUAGGGGAGCUGAGUUCUUGAAUGUCCGUGUUGAUUGUCGUAUGUCUGAUGUUGUCAAUUCGUGUGAUAAUGAUAGGAGUGGUGAAAAUUGUGUAUAUCCACAAGGAUUGGCUUUUGGAAAUAGUAAUUCUUUUGAUGGUAGGUUAGUAAUGGCUCAAUUGACUCAUUUCGAUUGUGGUGGAAUAGCAGUCAGUGUUUGCUUCUCUCACAAGAUUGCCGAUGGCUGUAGUGGUGCCAUGUUUUUGAGUGACUGGGCUGCUAUUGCUAAAGACCCGAAUCAUGCAAAACCAUCUCCUCGAUUCGAUGGAGCAUCCUUCUUCCCACCUAUUCAUAAUGCUAGUUCAAACAUAUCAGAGGUGAACAACUUACCACAUGAUGGAGUAGUACAACAACGUUAUGUGACUAGAAGGUACCUUUUCUCUGCUUCAACAUUGAAUACUCUCAAGGACAAAAUUGCUGAUUCAGGAUCAGGAAUAUUACAAAAUCCUAGCAGGGUUGAAAGUGUAUCUGCACUUCUUUACAAAUCAUGUGCUGCAGCAGCUGCAAAGAGGAAUACAUCAUUUCGACCAUCAACAUUCACACUAUUUGCAAACAUGCGUCCACCAUUACCCCUCAACACUAUCGGAAAUGCUCCUGGUUAUAUUUCCACAUCAAUAGAAGAGGAAGUAGAUAUGCAGCUACCCAGAAUCGUUGCUGAACUAAGGAAAGGGAAAGAAAAACUCCGUAACAGGUUCAAUACUGUUGAUCCUAACAAAUUGGCGUUUGAAUCAUUUGAAUUAAUGAAAGAAGUGGAUCAAGUAUUUAACAGACAAGGUUUUGAUAUCUAUAGAUGUAGCAGUUUAUGCAAUUUCCCCUUCUAUAACGUAGACUUUGGAUGGGGUAGGCCACAUAGAGUGUGCUUUCUAAUUCCUCCCUGCAACAUCAUUUGUCUGUUGGAUAGUCAAAACCGCCGCGAUGGAGGAGUGGAAGCGCUUGUGACGUUACAAGAAAGUGAUAUGAAUUUCUUCCAACAAGACCAACAACUCCUUCAGUUUGCUCGCCCAAUAUAG
Molecule: messenger RNA, 1317 nt
Organism: Solanum verrucosum
Lineage: Eukaryota; Viridiplantae; Streptophyta; Magnoliopsida; Solanales; Solanaceae
Product: acylsugar acyltransferase 3-like
Exons: 2
Coding region: 1-1317 (438 amino acids)
Source: RefSeq, a predicted model, not a curated record